AAACAAAAGAAAAACAAUCACUAAGAUCUGAGGAGGGAGAGAGAGUGAAAGAGAGAGAGAGAGAGAAAAACAAAAAGAAAGAACAAUCACUUAGAUUUGAGGAGAGAGAGAACGCGAAAUGGGUAGAAAUAUAACAUACGACUUGAAGCACAUACUCUCUGGUUUCCUGACUGCUUCCAUGCUGCUGAUGUUAUGCAAUAUGAUCAAGACAGAUCAUAUUGACCCACUUUUGGGCAAUUUCUCAAUACAACCCAUCACUCCAAACAAUGGGACAAAAUCUUCUUCUGGUAAACGAUUCCUUACCUCAUCCGAUCCUUGGGGACUAAACAAAACUAAAGAAGUAUUAAAUCCUUGUUGGAGAAAAUCAACAAAUUCGAAACCACAAGAAUCAAGAGGUUUAAUAUUUGUCACAUUGGCACAAGACCCUGAGUAUUAUGUCUCACAGAUUGCUACAGCCGUUGUUGUUGCUAAAUACCUUGGAGCUACUCUAGUCAUUCCAAACAUAAGACAAUCUGAAUCGGGGCAAAAAAGGAAGUUUGGUGAAAUCUAUGAUUUGGAGAAAUUCACUGCAAGCCUAGACGAAAAAGUGGCUACACAAGCUAUGGAUUCACAAUUUGCAGAAACAUCUAAUCAAAGGGUUACCACAGUGAGGGUGCCUAACAUGGUUUCCAAAGAAUUCGUAAAGUCCAACAUUGAGCCAAUAUUCAAAACCACAAGAAACCUAAGGCUUUUUGUUUACUUCCCAUCAUCUAUGAAGCAGAAAAGGAUGAACCCAUACGCCUGUUUGGGUAUGUUUGACACCCUGAUGUUGAGACCAGAGUUGCAGGAAUCCAUAGACUCCAUGAUUGGAACACUGAAAACCCUCAACCCCAAUUCAGAAGGACGAUUCGUCGCGGUGGACUAUAAGGCUGUUGAAGCCAUGCAACCAGGAAGUAGCAGUUUUGAUGCAAAUGAGAUAGCUUCUUUUAUGAAGAAGAUUGGUUUUGAAAACAAAACAACUGUUUAUUUGACUCUAAAUGGCUGGCACACAAGCAUUGAGCAUUUCAGAAACGUAUUUCCCAACACCUUCACCAAGGAUGCAAUCAUUCCAGCAGAUGAGAAGUCCAAGUUUCUGGAUCCUGGAAGGCCAGAAUUGAAGCAAAUUAUAGACUUCUAUGUAUCUUCUGCAGCUGAUGUUUAUGUACCAACAUCGUCAAAUGUAUUUUCUGACAAUGUGAUUGCAAGGAGAAUCGGCAGUGGGAAAACGCAAGUUCUUGUGCCCACCAACAGAUCUUCACUUUCUGCAGAAGACUAUAUUCCUCCUUACAUAUCCAAGAGCAAGCAUUGGGCGUAUUCAUGCUUUUGUUCAUAAAAUCAUAAAUCAAAUGAAGGAUGGAGGGGGGAAUGAAUAAAUCAAGAUUGGUUGAAGUUUCGCAUACUAUUGCGCCUUAGCUUGUAAACCAAUCAAAAGUGUAAUAAAUGUUUUACUUGGGGAAGUGUUUAUACCAAAGUUUAUUAUUAUUAUUAUUAUUAUUAUUUUUUAAA
Ipomoea nil (Japanese morning glory) is the source of this 1524-nucleotide messenger RNA. RefSeq lists its product as uncharacterized. The coding region runs from base 119 to 1351 and encodes 410 amino acids. The transcript has 6 exons. NCBI's taxonomy places the organism in Eukaryota, Viridiplantae, Streptophyta, Magnoliopsida, Solanales, Convolvulaceae. The record is from RefSeq and is a predicted model, not a curated record.